Molecule: messenger RNA, 1581 nt
Organism: Spizellomyces punctatus DAOM BR117
Lineage: Eukaryota; Fungi; Chytridiomycota; Chytridiomycetes; Spizellomycetales; Spizellomycetaceae
Exons: 9
Coding region: 1-1581 (526 amino acids)
Source: RefSeq, a predicted model, not a curated record
AUGCCCCAAGACCCUCAAGAUGGGUUCAUAGAGCUUGUACAAGAAUGCAUACAGAACCUGUCGACAGAAGAAGAGGCCACGGACGACCAGCCAGUUGGCGUUCUUUACAAGUUUUCGGUGCUUGCUGAUGCAGCGCAACAGUUUGACGACCCCUUGGGUAAACUGCACGCUACUGCAGCAUGCUCAAAUGUGCUGAUCUUGCUGAGCCGCGGAUUUACAACCAAGCACCAGCAUGCUGCAUUUACCGCAUUGAAGAUCCUUGAAACCAUUGUUUGUUCAGAAAGCAACAAGUUCCCUGAAGAUCGGUCUGCCGCAGAUGCUCUCGCUGCAUUUUUUGCUCACCUGGUGUCGAAUCUUCGACCGAGCGUACAAGCAUCGCCCACAGACCGAUCAAAAAUACAUAACAUCAUGUACUCGCUCGACUUCCUACAACGUAUCCUGAAACAUUGUCGAACUCGAAUGAAAAGGGCCCAUGAGACAUGCCCUUUUGCCCUGCUAUAUCCGCUUGCGAUUGCCCUUGCUGACAAGGACAAGGAUGGGCGGGUUGGCUGGAUGUCUGUAUUAUUUAUGAAGCGGACCUUGAUUCCGCCAGAAACUCUCUCCCACUACAUUGCGCUAAUGCACGGUAUUGUUAAGACGAAUAUUAUUGUAUCGGCACGAUCGGACGGGCCGGACCCAACUAUUGUCGCGACGAUGUUGAGCUUGAUUCGGUAUAUGAAAGCACAUGUUCCUUCGCUGGGAACGCUUUUAGAAGACUGCAGUCCGUACGUUAGACGAAAGACAUUAGAACUCCUUCAUACGAUCACCACCAGCAACGGCGACAUGGUAUCGAUCAUUCUUCUCCUAGAUCAUCUCUACCGGUGUUUAGACCACAUACAUAACCCAUCAUUUACGGAAUGGUGGACACGUACCAUCACGGACGACUAUACAGAGUUCUUCUUGGACCCUUCUCAUCCCAUCGACAGGGAAUCUCUCAAAAUUUGUGUAAAUAUGCUUUUGGAGGCGCUUUCCGCAGGGAUGCGCGACUUUUCGGGACCAGAGAUUACAGUGGAAAGGAAACGAUUCAUGUUUUUGUUGGAUAGGUUCUCGGUGGGGUUUGCUGAUGUUCUGAGAAAUAGUAAUCUGCGAACUUAUCUCUUUCAACUGUACGGUGAUAAUGAUGCGCAGCUUUUUGGUGUUCUUUCCAUCUUUAUCCAGUUGUAUAUCGGUGUACAACAGGACGAGAUAAUGAAGCGACUUUUCCCAACCAUUACGUACGCUCUCCAUACCCUCAACCCUCACGCCCUCUGGAUUCACUUCUCCUUAAACACCAACAACGAUCCAGAAACUCUCUUGGACUUUUUGAUAUCUGGCGAAACGGGAUUUCUAGAAUAUUUUGUCAAAUAUUUGCGAUUUAUCCUGUCGCGUGUGGAAGCCUUUCGGAACAUGUGUCAGCGUCAAGGGGCUAUGGAGGUCCAGCUAUUGCUAUUGAGCGGUUUGAAGGAUCGAGUGGAGAGUUUGUGGAAACGUGGGUUGUUUCCAUACGAACCUGGAGUGCUAGUCAAGAGACUGGAUGAUGUUAUUAGUGCUCUGAGUGGGUAG